AUGGACCCUCCAACAUUCGCCGAUCACUAUAGACCACUGUAUAUUGGAAUGAGGACCUUUGGCCUGGCAACUCCAUGGAUCCAGAAACCACCUUCGAUUUGGAGGAGGCUGCCCUUCCUCAUCUGGGACACGACGCUAGUAGUCAUUGUGGUCUACAUGCUCUUCUGCUAUGCCUACUCCAUCAUGACUAUUUCUAUACCUUUUCAGGAUCUGUUCGGCCUUGGAAUCAGCACUACCAACUACAUAUGCGCUCUUUCUGUGACUUUCUACCACGCAUUCUAUGGUCCACGCCUCAAGAAGAUAACUGACGACAUGGACUCAAUUGCAGAUACCAUUUGCGCCAACGGUCUCGGAGGAGCGGAGCAGUUCCUCAAACUGUACAAGACUAAUUCCAAGCUCAUGACGAUUUUUUCGUCUCUGUCCAUCCACUUCAGCGCGUAUCUUCCGUUCACCUAUUUCUUUGAAGUCCCCAUCACCGACUAUUUUACCGGCAACUACCGUUCCAGGUUCCCGGUGAAGAUACACAGUCCUUUCUACGACCGGGAUCCAGGCAUUUAUGAGCUGGUAUUAGCUAUCAUGUCGUUUUGUGUAUCUUCUUCCAUUGGCAAGAAGACUGCAACUGAUUGUCUUUUCAUGACUUUGUUUAUGAUCCAGACGAGUUUUUUGAAGUAUCUUACCGAUUCGAUGAAAGGCUUAGAAAAAGAAUUUCUAGCUGGAGAUAAUAAGCUGAUCAAAAAGAAGUUGAGGUUAUGGAUCAAGUUACACCAAGAUGUAAUAAGAAACGUACAGGAUCUGGUUCUUGCUUUUUCUCCAGUAAUUAUCAUUUAUUAUGUGAGUGUGAUUGGCAAUAUUGUAUGUGCAGCAUUUAUUCAAAUGAAGAAAGAUAAUGACAGUAUGUUUCAAUCAAUAUGUAUGUCCAUUUAUGUCAUGGUUGCUCUGACAUAUUUGUUUCUGCUAUCUGACAGUGCUGGUAGAGUAACAGUUGAGGCUCAAAAGUUGGCAUCCAUUGUCUACAGCUCGCCUUGGUAUGAAACUCAUAAGACGAAUAUCGAUGCACUUAGAUUGGUUGUUACUAUCUCUAACAAACCUAUCGACGUGACUGCAUUUAGGGCACCUGUGUUUCUCCUUAACAGGGAGACUUUUCUUACAUUUGUGGCCAGUGCUCUAUCAGCAUUCCUUACAUUCAGUCAGAUGAAAGACCGUUACGAUCAAUGAAUAUUAUUACAAAAACUUAAUUUUUAUUUCAUUUUGAACUGCUAAAUUAAAAUCCUACUCUCUAAUAUGCAACCUAGUGCAAUCUCAGUAAUUUCAACUUCAGUAGUUCAAACACUCCUAUAAUCUAAAUACAGACACAAAAAAAAAGAAGAUAAAAAUGGUGAAUGGAAAUUGUUUUUCAGAUAUGAAAAAAAAAAGGAACAAAUUUCUGAUAAAAGAUACCAAAAUGUAAAUUUUUGUCAAUUUUCAUAAUCCUAUGCACUUGCUUUUAUAGAAAUGGAAUGCCAGUUUGACAUGAAGGUUUAUCUCAUUUUAAUCACUGUAAAAGAUGGAAAUAAGUGAGCAAUAUAUGUAGACAUAAAAGGUUCAAUGUGACCAAGUGAGUAUAUAGUGAAUAUUAUUGGCUUUUAUAGUAUAUCUUUACAUUGAUACCAUUCAAGCAGGGAAAAUAUGAAAACAAAUUAAACAUUAAUUGUUCCUCAGCCAAUGCAACAAUUCAAAAACAAAUUCCAAAAACAUACUGUCUAGAAAAAAAUGGGUUGAAUAAAAAUGUAUUACUCAAUUAAUAAAUUUGAAUGUAUUUAUUGAGUUUUAAUCUUUUAUUAUAAAUAUUUGCAUGAAUUCCUGAAUAAUCUGAGUGAUGUGAAAAGCCCUUUUCAGUUAAUUUCGAUUACUGAG
This is a messenger RNA of Nezara viridula (southern green stink bug), 1893 nucleotides long. The record is from the annotation of a GenBank genome assembly. Lineage: Eukaryota; Metazoa; Arthropoda; Insecta; Hemiptera; Pentatomidae.